CUUGCCGCGCGCGUAGUGUUCGUUCGUCAGUGAAGGUGUGUGGACGUAAACGAUGGAUAACGAAACGGCAAUUCGACUUAUUGAAAUAUAUGGUUCAUUUAAUGCAUUAUGGGACACCAGGCGCAAAGAAUAUCAUAACAAUAAUUUAAGAGAAGACAUGUGGGAUGAAAUCGCAAAAAAUUUCGAGCAACCGAAAGCAGUUCUAAAAACCAAAAUGAAAAGUCUUUUAAGCUCAUACAGAAGGGAGAGAAACAGAGAAAAAACGAGUAACAUUACUGGUUCGGAUAGAAACAAGGCCUACAAGUCUAAAUGGUUUGCCUACGAAUCUUUCCACUUUUUGCAUGAUAGGGGUAAUCCUAUUGACACAGUGGAUUGUGGCUCAUCGUCGCAGUCACAUAAUACAGAACAAGGAGCUACAGAACAAGGCGCUACAGAACAAGGCGCUACAGAACAAAGCGCUACAGAACAAGGCACUUCAGAACUAAAUACGACUAACAUGAAUACUGCAUCUACGAUUCCAACUAAAAGGAAGCCAACAAAGAGAACACACGAAGAUCCGGAGUAUGAUGCCGAGAAUAAAAUGUUAGAAGAUGCAUUGGAAGAAAUGCGAAAACAAAGCGAUAACAGCAACGAUUUAUACGUUGCUUUUGGCAUGCACGUAGCGGCAGAGUUGAGAAAAUACGAUCCCAUAACCUUAGCAAGAGUAAAACAUUCCAUAAAUACUAUAAUAUUUGACGCUGAUAUGGCAUGUAUAAACCAACUCAAUCAGUCUACAAUUCAAGAAAACGAUGAAAGAAGACCAGGUUAUUUUACUACACAUUAUACCGAUAUCUCCAAUACGGCAUCCUCUAGUGACUCUAGUAUGGGAUCCGGACUUACACAAUUGAUUAACGAUUUGAAUACUGAGAAUAGUUUAUAAUUAAAUAGUGAUUGUUUCAUUUUUAUUGUCUGCACAUUAAACAUGCACAUAUUUAUGAUUGAUUAAAAACUUAAUAAAAAUAAUGUAAGUAAUAAAGUUGUUCUUUUUUACCUUUAU
Maniola jurtina (meadow brown) is the source of this 1036-nucleotide messenger RNA. RefSeq lists its product as uncharacterized. The coding region runs from base 53 to 919 and encodes 288 amino acids. The transcript has 3 exons. The record is from RefSeq and is a predicted model, not a curated record. Lineage: Eukaryota; Metazoa; Arthropoda; Insecta; Lepidoptera; Nymphalidae.